CCGCAAUCAACCGCAUUCACGUCCUCCGCGGAUCUCGCACCCCCUCCCUAGCCUUAUAUAGGACCGACAACAAGAAAACCAAGCGAUCCAGGCAGACUCCAAGGAAGCAGAUCGAUCGAUCGAGUGUGCGGCGCGGUACUCCGUCCGCUCAUGGGGAAGGCCUACAACAAGAAGCUGGGCGUGAACAAGGCGUCGUUCGCCGGCACCGGCUCCGGGAAGGGCAAGGCCACGGGCGGCGGGAAUGGUAAGCGCGCGGGCGGGGCCGGACCGGGAGGCGCGAAGGCAGCAGGUGGUGCGGGCGCUGUGGGCUGGGGAGGCACGUCGACCUUCUCUGCCACCGGCCAUAGCACCAUCCAGACGGUAAGCUGGCAAACUUACCGGUCAGUAACCAUUACGCGUUCUUCCAAGGCGGCCACCGCCGGGGAAGGGAAGGCCACGAUCGCCGCCGGCGGCAACUCUAAGCGCUCGGGAGGCAGAACAGGCGUGGGCGCUACCGUCCCGAGAGGAGGCGCGGUCAAGGCCGGGCCCCGAGGAGAGAAGGGAGCGGGUGGUGGCGGCCGGGGAGGCGCGCCGGCAUUCUCCGCCACCGGCCAUGGCACCUUGCAGACGGACAUGCAUGCCAGGAAUGAGUACUACGAAUGCUCGUCUGAGCACGGCGUGACAUUCUCGACCUCCACCCAUGACGUCGCCGGGGGUUUCGACGGUGGCUACGACAAUGAUGGUGGGGGUGGAGCUGACGACUGGUGGUAGUGACCGAGCGCAAGGCCUCUUUGAAAUGCGAGAGAACUAUGUCCGAGAUGAAGUUCGACUCUUUAUCAAGUUUCUACUUUCUACUAGUAGUUCUUAUGUUAUCCUAUUCCUACCUUCGGUUGCCCAUGUAGUGUCUUUUAUGGGAAAUAUAGUCCUAUGUGUUCUCAGUGCU
Messenger RNA from Triticum aestivum (bread wheat), 922 nucleotides. Its product is annotated as loricrin. The transcript is spliced from 2 exons. NCBI's taxonomy places the organism in Eukaryota, Viridiplantae, Streptophyta, Magnoliopsida, Poales, Poaceae. The coding region runs from base 151 to 750 and encodes 199 amino acids. The record is from RefSeq and is a predicted model, not a curated record.